Molecule: messenger RNA, 3671 nt
Organism: Morus notabilis
Lineage: Eukaryota; Viridiplantae; Streptophyta; Magnoliopsida; Rosales; Moraceae
Product: receptor-like protein kinase HSL1
Exons: 2
Coding region: 41-3019 (992 amino acids)
Biological process (GO): protein phosphorylation
Molecular function (GO): ATP binding; protein kinase activity; protein binding
Source: RefSeq, a predicted model, not a curated record
UCACGUAAAACUCUCACUCUCAUUUUCCCUCUCUUCUCCAAUGCCGCCUCUUCUUCUCCUUCUCCUACUCUUCCUCUUUCUCUCUCCUCCCUCCUCUCUCUCUCUAAACCAGGAGGGCCUCUACCUUCUCCGCGUCAAGCAAGGCCUCUCCGACCCCAACGAGUCCCUCUCCUCCUGGAACGACCGCGACGACUCCCCCUGCAACUGGUUCGGCAUUUCCUGCGACCCCUCCACUCGCCGAGUCAACUCGGUCGACCUUCCGAGUUCGCAGCUCGCUGGCCCUUUCCCCUCCUUCCUCUGCCGCCUCCCUUCCGUCUCCCGCCUCUCCCUCUUCAACAACUCCAUCAACACCUCCCUCAGCGCCGACAUCUCUGCUUGUCGGAAUCUCCAACACCUCAAUCUCUCCCAAAACCUCCUCGUCGGUGCCUUACCGGAUGGCCUCUCCCAAAUCCCGACCCUCCGGAAGCUCGACCUCUCCGGGAACAACUUCUCCGGUGGCAUUCCGGCGAGCUUCGGCGAGUUUCCGAGCCUUGAAUCGCUUCUCCUCUACGACAACCUUUUGGACGGCGAAAUCCCAAGCUUUCUCGGCAACGUCUCGACUCUCCGCGAACUCUUGCUCGCUUACAACCCGCUCUCACCGAGUCGGAUUCCGAGCGAAAUCGGUAACUUAACGAGCCUCGAGAACUUGUGGCUCGCCGGAUGUAACCUCGUCGGCGAGAUUCCGGCGAGUCUGAGCCGGCUUUCGCACCUCAAAAACCUCGACUUGUCGAUGAACAGACUCAGCGGAGCGAUUCCGAGUUCGAUCACGGAGUUGACAAGCGUGGUCCAAGUCGAGCUCUACAACAACUCUCUCUCCGGCGAAUUGCCUCGGGGAAUGUCGAAUUUGACAGCGCUCCGGCGAUUCGACGCCUCGAUGAAUCAAUUAACCGGGACAAUCCCCGACGAGCUAUGCGAACUGCCGCUCGAGUCGCUCAACCUGUUUGACAACCGGCUGGAAGGGACGUUGCCGGGGGGGAUAGCUCGGUCGCCGAACUUGUACGAGCUCAAAUUGUUCAACAACAAGCUCAGCGGCGAGUUGCCGAGUCGACUCGGCGAGAACUCGCCGCUGCAGAGGAUCGACGUGUCUUACAACGUGUUCGGCGGUGAAAUCCCCGGAAAUUUGUGCAGGAAGGGCGUUUUGGAAGAUCUAGUUAUGAUAUAUAAUUCGUUUUCCGGGAAACUCCCGGAGAAUCUCGGAAAAUGCCGGAGCUUGAGCAGGGUUCGGCUCAAGCACAACAAGCUUUCAGGUACUGUUCCUGAGCAAUUCUGGGGUUUGCCUCGUGUCUAUUUACUUGACCUUGUUGAUAACAAUCUCUCUGGUCCGAUCUCUAGCAAAGUUUCUGGUGCGUAUAACAUGUCUACAUUGUUGAUAUCAAAAAAUCGGUUUUCUGGGCUGAUUCCUAACGAGUUGGGUUCUCUGGGCAAUCUUGUUGAGAUCUCCGCUAGCGAUAAUCAGCUGACGGGACAGAUUCCGGAGAGUUUGGUUAAGUUGAGCCAGUUGGGAAGACUUGAUCUUAGUCGAAAUGAGAUUUCCGGUGAGAUUCCGGUGGGGAUCAAAGCUUGGAAGAAGCUCAAUGAGCUCAAUUUGGCUAACAAUAGGCUAUCUGGUGAAAUCCCAAGUGAAAUUGGAAGCUUGUCAGGUCUAAAUUAUCUUGAUCUUUCUGGGAAUUCUCUUUCCGGGGAAAUUCCCACCGAGUUGCAAAACUUGAAGCUUAACUCGCUAAACUUGUCGAAUAAUCGGCUUUCCGGUGAUCUUCCUCCUCUUUAUGCAAAUGAAAAUUAUGAGAACAGUUUUGUGGGCAAUCCAGGCCUGUGUGGUGACCUUCCUGAUCUUUGUCCGAGAGUAGGAGGAAGUAAGGACCUGAAAUACAUUUGGAUUCUCCGAUCAAUCUUCGUCCUUGCAGCCAUUGUUUUUCUUGUGGGAAUUGUUGGGUUCUAUUUAAAGCACCAAACUUUCAAGAAAAACAAGAAAGGAAUCGCAAUCUCUAAGUGGAGAUCCUUUCAUAAACUUAGUUUCAGUGAGCUUGAUAUAGUCCAAUGCCUUGACGAGGACAAUGUGAUCGGUAGCGGGGCUUCGGGGAAAGUCUACAAGGUGGUGCUCGGCAACGGUGAGGAAGUGGCGGUGAAGAAACUGUGGGGACGAGGAGCAAAGAAAUACGAAGAAGGCAGUGUCGAACCAGAGAGAGGCGAAUUCGAAGCUGAAGUCGAAACGCUAGGAAAGAUAAGGCACAAAAAUAUUGUCCGGCUAUGGUGUUGUUGCAACUCAGGAGAUUGCGAACUUCUGGUCUACGAAUACAUGCCCAAUGGGAGCUUGGGGGAUUUGCUGCAUAGCAGCAAGGGAGGCAUGUUGGAUUGGCCGACUAGGUAUAAGAUAGCGCUAGACGCAGCCGAAGGGCUCUCUUAUUUGCACCACGAUUGCGUGCCGCCAAUUGUUCACCGGGAUGUCAAAUCCAACAACAUUUUGUUGGAUGGAGAAUUUGGAGCUAAAGUUGCAGAUUUUGGGGUUGCCAAAGUUGUAUGUGGAGUCAACAAAGACGCAGAAUCCAUGUCUGUAAUUGCUGGGUCUUGUGGUUACAUAGCACCAGAAUACGGCUACACUCUUCGAGUGAAUGAAAAGAGUGACAUCUACAGCUUUGGAGUGGUGAUUCUAGAGCUGGUGACUGGUAGAAUCCCGGUUGAUCCGGAGUUUGGGGAGAAAGAUUUAGUCAAGUGGAUUUUCGCCACAUUGGACCACAAAGGACUAGAACACGUAAUCGACCCAAAACUUGAUGUCGUUCACAAGGAAGAAAUCGGCAGAUUACUUAAUAUAGGCCUUUUGUGUACCAAUUCUCUUCCCAUUAACCGCCCUUCAAUGAGAAAGGUCGUGAAGAUGAUACAAGAAGCAAGUUCGGAUAACCAAUCUAAGUCUGGUAGAAAGGAUGGGAAACUCUCCCCAUAUUACUACUAUGAAGAUGCCUCUGAUCAAGGAAGCACGGUUUGAACUUUGAAGAGAGAGAAAGAGAAUAUCCAGUUCAGAGAGAGAGAUUCAUAUUAGGACACUUUUGAAUACCGUAUGCGAUUGUAGCAUUGUAGGCGAUUAUUUUGCUCGUUUUGUUACGUUAGAGAAAUUGUAAUAUGCAAGUGUAAGAAGUGUCAAAAGGGUGGGUAUUUCUGCACAAAAAACAGCUGUACUACACACAAAAUAGUAGGUGAAACUUGUAAUGAUCCGUUAGGUGUGAAUGUCUCUCAUUGGUGAACUUACUUUCCAUUUUUCUUCCUAUAUCUGCAACUAUACAGUGGAGAUCACUGCAGAGACGAGCUUCCAACUGGCAGGACAACUUUGAUUUCAUUUUCAUAUUUCAUGAAUUUCCAUGUUUUUUUUUUUUCUUUCUUUUCCUUCUCUUGUAUAAGGGAGGUAAGUGGGACUAGGAAAACGAUAGAGUUGUUGCUAGUUUUUAAUGAAGGUGGUCUUAUUGGUUUCCACGCUAUUGGGUUCAAACUAAUAGAGGGGAAACGCCAAUAAUAUGGCAUGGCCAUUUUUUUUUUAAAUAAAUUUAAAAGGUUUACUCUCAAUGUUUGGAUGUUUCUCUCUAGGAAUAUCCAUGAAGUAAACCGUGAAAUAUUGGAUUAUAUUGCAAAUUACAAUUGGUUAA